AUGGUGAAAGUAAGCAAGUGUGAGGAAGCUCAGGAGUAUGCGCAAUCAGAUAGAGAUGACAAUAAACCUUGUACUACCAACAGAAGGCGGCAAUCAAAAAGUUUUGGCCCUUCUCCUGUCAAACAAAGUCAUGCUAAGGAGGAUGCUGAAAGCAAAAGGCUGUGUGUGAGAAGGCACUCUGCUAGAUUCAAAUCUGAAGAAUCAAAACCUACUGAAGACUUCUUUGAGAUAGAUGAAGCCAAAUUGCCUGAAUGUCCUUCGCGUGAUGAUCGAAUGCUGGAAGAUGGUUCAGCUACUAUGUCUUCAUUAGUCAAAACAGAGGAUAAAGAUGAGAGUUCUGGCCCGAUAUAUAAACCCCAAGAAAUUGGAAGAUCAUCUAUAGGAAGGCCAUUGCGCCAGGCAGCCAAGAAGGUUCAGUCAUACAAGGAAACUCCCGUUAAUGUGAAAAUGCGCAGACCUGAAUAA
This is a messenger RNA of Ilex paraguariensis (yerba mate), 465 nucleotides long. The record is from the annotation of a GenBank genome assembly. NCBI's taxonomy places the organism in Eukaryota, Viridiplantae, Streptophyta, Magnoliopsida, Aquifoliales, Aquifoliaceae.